UCACUGUCAUCAAUCCAAAAUACAGGCAAAGCAAAAAUGAAAUCUGAAAACGUGGGAUAAAAAUCAUUAAGAUUUUAUUAUUAUUUAUCUUAUAUUGAGUAGUCGCUUGUUAGUAUUUCAAGAUGGAUUUUAUUGUAGAUACAGUGGGAGACGAUGAGCUCCAGUUGGCCACAGAACUGAAGGAUGAAGGAGAAAAGCCAAUAUUUGUAGACAAAGCAGCCAGAUUUGAAAGCAUCCUAGCCCUAUGUCAGCAUAAGAAAGAAGAAAUGGAUGCCAUCACCUCCAGAGAAGAUGAGGUUCAAAGAAAACUCUGCCCUAAAACUGAUUUCAUGUUUGAAGCUUUCUUUGAAGAAAUGAACUGGACAAGUGCUGUAGUUAAGAUUAAGAAGAAACCGAAGCUAUUCCAUUUUGAACAGCUAGAUAUAGAAACAGGUAAACUCAAGUCCCAGCUGAGCGUGGUGGACAUAGAGAAGGAGAUGAAGAAAUCAGUUCUCCAUCCAGGCCUGGAGCAACAGCACCGGCUGCCGAAAUAUUCCGUCAGCGAUAAGAUGUUGAGGAUUUUGCGAAAGAAGGAAAGAGCCAAGACCAAAGGCCCCGGCUGGUUCAACCUCCCAGCUCCCGAAGUCACAGAAGAGUUGAAGAAUGACCUGCAGAUCCUCAAGAUGAGGUCUGUUCUGGACCCCAAGCACUUCUAUAAGAAGAAUGAUAUGGAAGCUCUGCCCAAAUACUUCCAGGUUGGUAAGGUCAUGGACUCAUCUCUAGACCACGUAAACGAGCGCCUGACACGUAAACAACGAAAACGCACCAUGGUAGAUGAGCUACUCGCCGACUCGGAGUUCCAGAAAUACAACAAGAAGAAAUAUAAAGAGAUCAUAGUGGAGAAACGGAAGACGGAGUACAGGACUUUCAUGAAGGAUAAGAGACAGAAAAAUAAAGCGGAGCUUAAGAAGAAUAAAGUUAAAGGGAAGAAGAGUAAGAAUUAAAAUUGUAAAUGUAAGUGUA
Molecule: messenger RNA, 1002 nt
Organism: Cydia strobilella
Lineage: Eukaryota; Metazoa; Arthropoda; Insecta; Lepidoptera; Tortricidae
Product: deoxynucleotidyltransferase terminal-interacting protein 2
Exons: 5
Coding region: 123-983 (286 amino acids)
Biological process (GO): RNA processing
Cellular component (GO): nucleolus
Molecular function (GO): RNA binding
Source: RefSeq, a predicted model, not a curated record